GAACGGUUCACUUCGUUAUAUACUUGCCGCGGAAAUGCAUAAAGACAAGUAAAUCCGGUUGAGGUGAAAGUAAUUAUCGUUAAUUGUGUUAUGCUAAAUCCAAUAAUUGCAAUGCUUGAUAUCAAAUUUACCUAGUUAUGCUUAAUUUAGUGUAGAUUACGCGUACAACUCAAUUACAAAUGUCUUCGAGUCUUUCGGAAUUUCGAGUAUAAAAUACCUCUAUGGCAUUGAUUUGCGUAACGAUAGCGAAAAAAUUAAUUUUUUGUAAUCUAAAAAGACCUUUCUCCAUUGGCUUUCGAAGGCUGUGUUCCAAAUGGGUAGCGCCGCUUCCGCCUAUACAGACCAUAGAACUAUAAACAUCAGCCCUAACAAUGAUCCAUUGGACACGAUUUUCCCGAACAAUCGUAUCGUCUCGAAGAAAUACACGAUCUGGAACUUUGUGCCAAAGAAUCUCUUCGAGCAGUUCAGGCGAAUCGCGAACAUGUACUUUCUCAUAUCGGCGAUGAUAGCUGCUGUGAUAGUGUCCCCGAUUUCACCUUGGACCAGCGCUUUACCCUUGUGCUUUGUCAUAUUCGUGACCGCUGUUAAACAAGGCUACGAGGACUAUCUUCGACACGUGGUUGACAAACGAUUGAAUCGGGCGACCGCUACCGUAAUUCGCAAUAGAUGCGUGCAGAGCAUCCAGCGUCAGCAUAUAGUAGUCGGCGACCUGGUGAAGGUGUCUCGAGAGAAGGACAUACCUUGCGACCUCCUGUUGCUCUUCACCUCGGAGGACACUGGUCGCUGUUACGUCACCACGUCCAACCUUGAUGGCGAAACUAAUCUAAAGACGUUGAUGGUCCCGAAAGUGGUCUCCAACAUGUCAGCAUCGGAAGUAGUGUCCAUGGAGGCCACUCUCACCUGUCAACAUCCCUCGUCCGACCUCUACAGCUUUCAUGGCAAGCUGGAAGUUAAUAAUACUAACGGCGAGCCAACCAGCGGACAUCUGACGAUCGAGAACUUGUUACUGCGUGGGUCCAGAUUCAAAGACACCGACCAUAUCAUCGGAUGCGCUGUUUACACAGGCCUGGACACGAAAUUGUCCCUCAACUCGAAGAUUAGAAGCAACAAAUUCGCCACUGCCGAGAAGACCAUUAACAAAUACAUCGUCGUGUACAUGAUACUGCUGCUAAUCGAAGUGAUGGAGUCUUGCGCAUUGAAAGUCAUAAUGGGCUCAACGGCGAAGUGGAACACGUACAUCGGUACCGAUGACACUGUUACCAUUUCCACGCUGGUCAACGAUUUUUUCGGCUUCACGGUCCUGUACAAUUAUAUCGUCCCCAUAUCGUUGUACGUUACCAUAGAAUUACAAAAAUUCGUCAGUUCGUUUUUCUUCAGCUGGGACAUCGACAUGUACGACGAAAGCACCGAUCAGCCGGCGUUGGCCAACACGUCGGACUUGAACGAAGAGCUUGGCCAGGUCGAGUACCUGUUCGCAGACAAGACUGGCACGCUCACCGAGAACAUGAUGGUGUUCAAACGUUGCUCGAUCGAUGGGAAAACGUACAUGGAGAAGGACUGCGACGGAACUCUGUACCAGUUGCCUUCUAGCGGGAACGAGGACGAAGCAGAGAAGCUGACGACGUGGGAGCCAAACGUAUGGCACUUCAUGAUAAGCAUCUCUCUGUGUCACACGGUUCAAAUCACACCUCCGAGUCAGAAGCCGGCAGUGGUCGCUAGGCGCAUAGAGUUCCGCGAGAGCUUCAGGCAAAAGAAAAACUUGCACGUGAACAGUUCCCUGUUGAUGGAUCCGGAUCUACCGGAGUACCAGGCGACAUCAGCAGAUGAAAAGGCUUUGGUCGAAGCCAGCGCCAGGUGCGGGGUGAUUUUCCAGAACUUCACCAGCGACACGAUAGAGCUCAAAGUCAAAGGCGCCCCGAUGACCUUCGAGAAGCUUGAGAUCUUGGAAUUCACUUCCGAACGUAAGAGGAUGUCGAUAAUAGUGAAGGACACCGCUGGCGAUUACUGGUUGUACUGCAAAGGGGCGGAUUCAGCUAUGUUUCCGCUGAUAGUAUCAGGGAAGAUCAAUGAAACCAUCGCUCACGUAGCAGAUUUCUCGAGAAGAGGCUUCCGAACUCUGGUCGUCGCGUACAAGAAGAUGAAUCAGUCGCAGUUCGAGCAGCUGAGACAAAAAGUCGAAGACGCCAGACAGAUAAUCGGUAUAGAGCGAGCAGCGUACAUGAAGAAAGCUUACAGUCAAAUGGAAAGCGGUCUGACUUUGCUAGGCGUGACGGCGGUCGAGGAUCGCCUUCAGGAAGGCGUGCAAGAGACGCUCGAAUGUUUGAGAGUUGCUGGUAUCAAGAUAUGGGUACUAACCGGAGACAAGGCGGAAACCGCGGAGAACAUAGCUUUCCACUGUGGACAAUUCAAGGAGGGUACGGAGAUCCUGAGGAUGUUAGAAGUAAACGCGUCCGAAUUUUGUCUCCAACGUCUUACGGAGUACGAACGAAGAAUAAGGCUCGAGCCUUACAAACACUACGGUCUGCUGAUCGACGGUAGCAGCAUAUCUGUCGCCAUGAAGACGUGUCCUGAAGAUUUUGGAACAGUAGCACUCGCUUGUGAGGCGGUUGUUUGUUGCAGGCUGACGCCACUGCAAAAAAGCGAGAUUGUGAAUUUGGUGAAAAGGGCAUCAACUCGACCACUGACUGCUGCCAUCGGCGACGGUGGCAACGACGUCGCGAUGAUACAGGAAGCGCACGUUGGAAUUGGUAUAAUGGGCAAGGAAGGCCGCCAGGCGACCAUGAGCUCCGAUUUCGCCAUAGCGAAAUUUAAAUUUUUAAAGAAAGCGUUGCUGGUUCACGGGCAUUGGUUCUACGUGCGAAUCAGCACUCUGACGCUGUAUUUCUUUUACAAGAACAUUCUGUUUAUAACGCCACAGUUACUGUUUGGCUUGCACAACGGUUUCUCUGGACAAGCAUUUUACGACGGUAUGUUUCUAAUGUUUUACAAUGUAUUAUUUACGUCUCUACCGAUACUGGCGUUCGGAUUGCUGGAGCAGGAUUACACCGCCGAUAAGCUGCUGCGUUAUCCUUAUUUUUAUAAAAUGUACAAAAGGAAUUAUUUAUUAUCGGAAAUGCAGUUCUUCAUGUGGACAGUUCUGGGUUUCUGGCACACCUUUGUCAUAUAUUUUAUGACGUAUUAUUUUAUACAGAUCAAUCCCGUUACUUUGUACAAUAACACACCGAUAGACCAGUGGACAUUCAGUACAUCUGUUGUUCAUUCAGUUACGUUAGUAGCCAAUGUACAAAUCUUACUUUGCAGUUCCUAUUGGACGUUACCGUUUGUGUUAGCAGUAGCAUUAUCAGAAUUAGGGUUCAUGCUAUUCGCUAUUGGAUAUUCAUUCGUGCCCAAAAAGUACGAUGGAGACAUGCUGGGUGUCUACCCGAUGCUCUUAUCGUCGAUAACGUUCUGGUUGUUGAACGUAGUCAUUAUUAUUCUUUGUCUGAUUCCGGACUGCUUAAUUCACACGUACAACAGUUAUAGGCCUGCACGUAUAGUAAGGCGAAACGAGGAACAGCCGCAGUAUACAAACGGCAAUGUUAACAACACCAGAACGAGCCUGUCAUUGGAAACUACGAGUCCGCAGACAUUUCGUACAGUGCCAGGUUCGAUCAGCUUCAACCUGGAGAAGGCUAUAUGAAGUAGAUAGAACGACGUUGGAUCGACUUCGUUUCAUCGUUAUCAAGUGUGAUACAUUUCAUAAAAAUGAGGCUUCUGUCAUGUUAUUUCCGACGUUUUAUAAUAGCGGCAUUGUUCGUCACACUGCUGUUUUGCAUUGUCCAAGUCUUUCGAACGGAACUGGGCUUCACUGACAAUGAUC
Hylaeus volcanicus is the source of this 3859-nucleotide messenger RNA. RefSeq names its product phospholipid-transporting ATPase IF. Gene Ontology annotation, biological process: phospholipid translocation. The transcript has 20 exons. Gene Ontology annotation, molecular function: ATP hydrolysis activity; ATP binding; ATPase-coupled intramembrane lipid carrier activity. The record is from RefSeq and is a predicted model, not a curated record. Gene Ontology annotation, cellular component: endoplasmic reticulum; plasma membrane; trans-Golgi network. The coding region runs from base 314 to 3679 and encodes 1121 amino acids. NCBI's taxonomy places the organism in Eukaryota, Metazoa, Arthropoda, Insecta, Hymenoptera, Colletidae.